Molecule: messenger RNA, 1125 nt
Organism: Hansenula anomala
Lineage: Eukaryota; Fungi; Ascomycota; Saccharomycetes; Phaffomycetales; Wickerhamomycetaceae
Product: zinc-dependent alcohol dehydrogenase
Exons: 1
Coding region: 1-1125 (374 amino acids)
Molecular function (GO): oxidoreductase activity; zinc ion binding
Source: RefSeq, a predicted model, not a curated record
AUGCUUAGAACAAACAUCCAAAGAUUAAGAUUAUCCACUAUCCCAAGAUCAAACUUCAUCAGAUCUUUAGCCACCGCUCCAACCAUCCCAGAAACUCAAAAGGGUGUCAUCUUUUAUGAAAAUGGUGGUGAAUUACACUAUAAAGAUAUCCCAGUUCCAAAACCAAAACCAACUGAAAUUUUAGUCAAUGUUAAAUAUUCAGGUGUUUGUCACACUGAUUUACACGCUUGGAAAGGUGAUUGGCCAUUAGCUACAAAAUUACCAUUAGUUGGUGGUCAUGAAGGUGCAGGUAUCGUUGUUGCUAAAGGUGCUGAAGUUAAAAAUUUCGAAAUUGGUGAUUACGCAGGUAUCAAAUGGUUAAACGGUUCAUGUAUGUCUUGUGAAUUGUGUGAAAAUGCUUAUGAAUCCAAUUGUGCCCACGCUGAUUUAUCAGGUUACACUCAUGAUGGGUCCUUCCAACAAUAUGCUACUGCUGAUGCCGUGCAAGCUGCUCAAAUUCCAAAAGGUACUGAUUUAGCUGAAAUUGCUCCAAUCUUAUGUGCCGGUGUCACCGUUUACAAGGCUUUGAAAUCUGCUCAAUUAAAAGCUGGUCAAUGGGUUGCCAUCUCUGGUGCUGCUGGUGGGUUAGGUUCAUUAGCUGUUCAAUAUGCUAAAGCUAUGGGUCUAAGAGUUUUAGGUAUUGAUGGUGGUGCUGAAAAGGAAAAAUUGUUCAAAUCCUUAGGUGGUGAAGUUUUCAUUGAUUUCACAAAGGAGAAAAACAUUGUUGAAGCUAUUCAAAAUGCUACUCAAGGUGGUCCUCAUGGUGUUAUUAACGUUUCAGUCGCUGAAGCUGCCAUUUCUCAAUCAACUGAAUAUGUUAGACCAACUGGUAAAGUUGUCUUAGUUGGUUUACCAGCUAAUGCUGUUUGUAAAUCUGAAGUUUUCUCCCAUGUUGUUAAAUCUAUCAAUAUCAUUGGUUCUUAUGUUGGUAACAGAGCUGAUACUAGAGAAGCUAUUGAUUUCUUUUCAAGAGGUUUAGUUAAAUCACCAAUUAAAGUUGUUGGUUUAUCUGAAUUACCAGAAGUUUAUGAAUUGAUGGAACAAGGUAAAAUCUUGGGUCGUUAUGUUGUUGAUACUUCAAAAUAG